Knipowitschia caucasica is the source of this 1380-nucleotide messenger RNA. The record is from the annotation of a GenBank genome assembly. NCBI's taxonomy places the organism in Eukaryota, Metazoa, Chordata, Actinopteri, Gobiiformes, Gobiidae.
AUGAUGUUCCUGAUCAACCCCAUCUACGCCUCGGCCAGCAUCGCCUUCAUGCUGCUGCUGCUGCUGCUCAUCCACUACCUCAGCCCCACCUCCAGCUGGGGCUACAUCAGCCAGGCCCUCAUCUUCCACCAGGUGCGUAAAUACCUGCUGAUGCUGGACGUGAGGAAGGACCACGUGAAGUUCUGGAGGCCUCAGGUUUUGUUGAUGGUGUCGAACCCUCGCAGCAGCGUGGGACUCAUCACUUUUAUCAACGACAUCAAGAAAAGCGGCCUGUACGUCCUGGGACACAUCCAGCUGGGAGACCUCAGCUCGCUGCCCUCAGACCCGCUGCAGUCCCAGUACGACUCGUGGCUGUCUCUCGUGGACCAUCUGAACAUCAAAGCCUUCGUGAACCUGACUCUGGCCGACUCGGUGCGACACGGCGUCCAGCACCUGCUCUUCAUCUCUGGACUGGGUGGGAUGCGUCCAAACACUUUAGUUCUCGGUUUCUAUGACGACUGCUCUCCCCGGGACACUCUGACCGACCCUUCGCUCCUCUCCAGUCAGUCCAUAGACCUCUCCAACCCGUCCCAGGACUUGGAACGCCACUCCCCGCCGUUCCACUUUGCGUCUCUGCGCGGGCCGGCCGACAAAGAGGGCGGCGACGACGGCAAAGUCCUGACCCCCCUGGAGUACGUGGCCAUCAUCGCCGACGCCAUGAAGAUGUCCAAGAACGUGGUCCUGGCUCGCUAUUUUAACGACUUCGACCGCGGCGAAGCGUUGUCGCCUCAGUUCUCGCACUUCAAAAGCGCGGUGUUUAUCGACGUGUGGCCGGUGAACCUGCUGCGUCCCGACAGCAGCAACUAUGUGGACACAUGCUCGCUCUUCCUGCUGCAGCUAGCUUGCAUCCUCAACAUGGUAAGGGCCUGGCGCAAAGCUACCAUCCGCCUCUUCCUGUGCGUGGAGGAGGGGCGGAGCCUGCAGGGGGUGGAGCAAAAGCUGGGCCACCUGCUGAAGGAGCUACGGAUCAAAGCGCACGUCUAUCCGGUGUCGUGGGACCAGGAGGCCGCGCUGCACUGGCAAAGGCAAGGAGAUUUCAAACCGUCAGAAUCCUCGGAAAGCACCAAGCAAGAAGAAGAGGAGGAGGAGGAGGAAGAGUACGCUAACAGUUUCCCCAGCAACACGUCGCGGCUCUCCGACGAGUAUCUGGAGGCCGUGAACAGGCUGAUCCAGGAGCAGGCCAAACCUCCGGCCGCCGUGCGCUUCCUUUAUCUGCCGCGCCCGCCGGCAGACACGCGCCGUUACGCCUCGUACCUGCACCAACUGGAGCUGCUGACCAAAGACCUGGGACCGACGCUGCUCAUCCACGGAGUCACGCCGGUCAUCACCACGGAUCUGUGA